Molecule: messenger RNA, 4152 nt
Organism: Mastomys coucha (southern multimammate mouse)
Lineage: Eukaryota; Metazoa; Chordata; Mammalia; Rodentia; Muridae
Gene: R3hdm2
Product: R3H domain containing 2
Exons: 26
Coding region: 473-3502 (1009 amino acids)
Molecular function (GO): nucleic acid binding
Source: RefSeq, a predicted model, not a curated record
CUUCUCCCCCUCCCCCCUUUUCUCCCUCUCCGGGUUUGGGCCCCUUCUCUUCCCCUCUCCCCCCUCCUUCCCGAGCCCCCUUCCCCUCCCCCGCCCCGCUCCCCGCCCCGGGCCCGGGGAGACCCCCCUCGGAGGAGAGCCCGCCCCCAGAAGCGCGCCGCCGCCGCCGGCCGUCGGGGCCGAGCCGCAGCCGAGCGGCCGUGGGCCCGGGCGGCGGGCGGACACCGGGCGCCCUCCCCGCGCUGGCCCCCGUGAGGUGAAUUGCCAGAGGCGACCCCUUCCUCAGUGUCUCUCUACAGUAUACCUGGUACAGUUCCUAAGGUCCCACCCGGAUGGAGGAGCCAGCAGCACAUCUGUGCUAGGAAUCAGGUUAAACUUGUUUUUUAAAAGAGAUGCCAUACCAACACUGGACUCAUGGAGACUGAGCAUUUAUUCAGAAAUCCAUAGAAGCUGCUGUACCCUGCUGCAGAACAUGUCUAACAGUAACACUACUCAGGAGACUCUGGAAAUAAUGAAAGAAUCAGAAAAAAAACUGGUGGAAGAAUCUGUAAACAAAAAUAAGUUUAUAUCUAAAACGCCAAGUAAGGAAGAAGUCGAGAAGGAGGGUGAAGAGAACGGCCUGCGUCAAGAGACACAGAGACGGACAUCCAGUCAUGGCCAUGCCAGGAAAAGAGCCAAGUCUAAUUCCAAGCUCAAGUUGGUGCGUAGUCUGGCAGUAUGUGAGGAAUCCUCCACUCCAUUUGUUGAUGGGCCACUAGACACCCAGGAUAUAAUUCAACUGCACAUCAGCUGCCCCUCUGACAAGGAGGAAGAAAAGUCCACAAAAGAUGUCUCUGAAAAGGAAGACAAGGACAAAAACAAAGAAAAGGCCCCGAGGAGGAUGCUAUCCAGAGACUCUAGCCAAGAAUAUACCGACUCUACUGGAAUAGAUCUACAUGAAUUUCUUGUAAAUACACUGAAAAAGAACCCAAGGGACAGAAUGAUGCUGCUAAAGUUAGAGCAAGAGAUUCUGGAUUUCAUCAAUGACAACAAUAACCAGUUCAAGAAGUUCCCUCAGAUGACCUCAUAUCACCGGAUGCUAUUACACCGGGUAGCUGCCUAUUUUGGGAUGGACCACAAUGUUGAUCAAACCGGGAAAGCUGUCAUCAUCAACAAAACCAGCAGCACGAGGAUCCCUGAACAGAGGUUCUCAGAACAUAUAAAAGAUGAGAAGAACACAGAAUUUCAACAGAGAUUCAUUCUCAAGAGAGAUGAUGCCAGUAUGGACCGAGAUGAUAACCAGACCGGCCAGAAUGGAUAUCUAAAUGACAUCAGACUCUCCAAAGAAGCCUUGCCUUCUAGCUCUCACAAGAGAAGGCAGAUUUUUAGGGGAAACCGGGAAGGGCUGAGCCGCACCUCAAGCAGCCGACAGAGCAGCACAGACAGCGAACUCAAAUCCCUAGAGCCACGGCCUUGGAGCAGCACAGACUCAGAUGGCUCUGUCCGCAGUAUGCGACCACCUGUCACCAAAGCCAGCAGCUUCAGUGGAAUCUCCAUCCUCACCAGAGGUGACAGCAUUGGCAGCAGCAAAGGCGGCAGUGCAGGCAGGCUCUCCAGGCCAGGCGUGGUACUAGGUGCCCCAGAAGUGUGCAACCAGGUCACCUCAGCCCAGUCUGUCCGGGGCCUUCUUCCUUGUCCUGCCCAGCAGCAGCAGCAGCAGCAGCAGCAGCUUCCUGCCCUCCCACCCACUCCUCAACAACAGCCACCCUUGAAUAGUCACAUGAUCUCACAGCCAGUCCCGGCCCUGCAGCCCUCUCCGCAGCCGGUUCAGUUUUCUCCAAGCUCCUGUCCCCAGGUCCUUCUGCCAGUCUCUCCACCCCAGCAGUACAACAUGGCAGAAGACCUCAGCAACCCCUUUGGACAAAUGAGCCUUAGCCGCCAAGGUUCUACUGAAGCAGCUGACCCUUCCUCAGCUUUGUUCCAGCCCCCACUUAUCUCCCAGCAUCCUCAGCAGGCUAGUUUCAUCAUGGCUUCUGCAGGACAGCCCCUUCCAACUUCCAACUAUUCCACUUCUAGCCAUGCUCCACCUACCCAGCAAGUCCUGCCACCCCAAGGUUACAUGCAGCCCCCUCAGCAGAUCCAGGUUUCUUACUACCCUCCCGGACAGUAUCCUAAUUCCAACCAGCAAUACCGACCUCUGUCUCACCCGGUGGCCUAUAGCCCCCAGCGUGGUCAGCAGCUGCCUCAAGCGUCCCAGCAGCCGGGCUUACAGCCCAUGAUGUCUAACCAGCAGCAGACGGCUUAUCAAGGCAUGCUUGGGGUCCAGCAGCCUCAGAGCCAGGGCCUACUCAGCAACCAGAGGACCAGCAUGGGAGGCCAGAUGCAAGGCCUGGUGGUUCAGUACACUCCACUGCCUUCUUACCAAGUCCCUGUGGGCAGUGACUCACAAAACGUGGUCCAGCCACCGUUCCAGCAGCCCAUGCUAGUUCCUGCCAGCCAGUCUGUGCAAGGAGGCCUCCCAGCAGGAGGUGUGCCUGUGUACUACAGCAUGAUCCCACCAGCUCAGCAGAAUGGUACGAGUCCUUCUGUGGGGUUUCUGCAGCCUCCAGGCUCUGAGCAGUACCAGAUGCCUCCAUCUCCCUCUCCCUGCAGCCCACCACAGAUGCCACAGCAGUACUCAGGAGUGUCACCUUCUGGACCAGGUGUGGUAGUCAUGCAACUGAAUGUUCCUAACGGACCCCAGGCCCCCCAGAAUCCAUCCAUGGUCCAGUGGAGUCACUGCAAAUACUACAGUGUGGACCAGCGUGGUCAGAAGCCUGGAGACCUGUACAGUCCUGAUGGUAACCCCCAGGCCAACGCACAGAUGGGCAGCAGCCCAGUCACAUCUCCUACCCAGUCUCCAGCACCCUCUCCUGUCACGAGCCUCAGCAACGUCUGCACUGGACUCAGCCCCAUGCCUGUCCUCACACCAUUCCCCCGGCCGGGAGGUCCCGCACAGGGUGAUGGGCGCUAUUCCCUAUUGGGUCAGCCAUUACAAUACAAUCUGUCCAUCUGCCCUCCCUUGCUCCAUGGCCAGUCGACUUACACAGUGCACCAGGGACAGAGUGGAUUGAAGCACGGAAACCGAGGCAAGAGACAAGCACUCAAAUCUGCCUCCACUGACCUGGGGACAGCAGAUGUUGUGCUGGGAAGGGUUCUGGAGGUGACUGAUCUCCCUGAAGGAAUCACCCGUACGGAGGCAGACAAACUCUUCACUCAGCUUGCCAUGUCUGGUGCCAAGAUCCAGUGGCUUAAGGAUGCUCAGGGGCUGCCUGGUGCAGGCGGGGGGGACAACAGUGGGACUGCUGAGAACGGCCGCCACCCGGACCUCGCAGCCCUGUACACAAUAGUGGCCGUAUUCCCCAGCCCCCUGGCCGCCCAGAACGCCUCCCUUCGCCUCAACAACUCUGUGAGUCGCUUCAAACUCCGAGUGGCUAAAAAGAACUACGACCUGAGGAUCCUGGAGCGAGCUAGCUCUCAAUAGCUGGAGGAGGGGAGGGGCUGGGCACAGUAGGAGCAAGGGCCAAGCACAGGGAGCCAAGGCUGAUGGACAGACUGGGCCAGAGCCUACCACAUUAUGGCUGAAGAGAGAAGCAGAGUCUCACACCGGCAUGGGACUCCCUUGUCAUGGGUCCCCCUUUUCCCUGGUUGGUCCCCUUCUGUCUUCCCCUCCUUCCCAUCUUCUAUCAUUUUUUAAAUCUCUUCUCCCACCAUGAAUUUAAUUUCUUUCAUAUUUUUGGCUGAGUAAAAUUGAGAGGCCCCGCCCUCCUCUUCUCCUAUUUCAUCACCAGCCCAACCUCCCUUCCCUCUUUUGGUCUUCAUGAAUAUAUUUAUAUGGACAGAAUUAAGAAAAAUAAAUUGAUUUUCCCCAUUCGUACACUUCCCCAUCUCGUCACCCCAAACCCCACAGAGUUAAAACUUGGGACUCCCCUCACCCCUAAUCCAUCCCCAGAACACUUGUAUAUUGUUUGUUUGAGGUUUGUGACACAGUAACAGACACAGUAUUUAAUUGCACAUACAGAUGUUUGCUGGGUUCACUGUAAAUUUUAUUUAAUCUGGUUUUUUGUUUGUUUGGGGAGUUACUUGGGGGGAGGUUGGUUUUGUUUAUAAAUAUAAAAAAAGCAAAAACCUGUC